Molecule: messenger RNA, 1185 nt
Organism: Motacilla alba alba
Lineage: Eukaryota; Metazoa; Chordata; Aves; Passeriformes; Motacillidae
Product: arylamine N-acetyltransferase, pineal gland isozyme NAT-3-like
Exons: 2
Coding region: 153-1025 (290 amino acids)
Molecular function (GO): acetyltransferase activity
Source: RefSeq, a predicted model, not a curated record
AUUCCCCUGAAGAGAGCUGGAGAGCAGUCCUCAAGCCCUGUCUGCCUGUGUGUGGAAGUAGAGGACAGCCACGAACCUUCUUGGCUUUAGCCUAGAGCCACCCCCAAGCCCUGGAGGCACAUUGGCACUUGAACUGAGUUUCCAGAGGCAGCAUGGACAUCAAGGAAUAUUUUGCCAGAAUUUCUUACCGGGGCUCCCACAAUAAGCCAGACCUGGCUACCAUGUCAGAUAUAUUCCAGCACCACAUCCAAGCUGUUCCUUUUGAAAACCUCAGCAUCCACUGUGGCGAAAGAAUUGAGCUAGACCUGGAAGCAACAUACAACAAGAUAGUGAGGAAGAAACGUGGGGGCUGGUGCAUGGAAAACAACUACCUUCUGUCCUGGGUCCUGAAAACUCUUGGCUAUGACGUCACCCUUCUGGGAGCAAAAGUUUAUGUCCCAGAGCUCGACGCCUAUCCAGAAGAAAUUGAUCAUCUGCUGCUACGAGUGGAGCUUGAUGGCAAAUCCUACAUUGUGGAUGGGGGGUUUGGGAUGGCCUACCAACUGUGGCAGCCAAUGGAGCUGAUUUCAGGGACAGAUCAGCCUCAGACUCCUGGGGUCUUUCGUUUUCAGGAGGAAAAUGGAACCUGGUACUUGGAGAAAGUCAAAAGGAAGCAGUGGGUUCUGAACCCCAGCACGUCGACUUCCCCAAAUGUGGAAAAUGAAGUUUGCCGUCGGGUUUAUCUCUUUACCCUUCAGCCACGAGACAUUGAGGAGUUCAGGGGCUGCAAUGCCCACCUGCAGACAGCACCUGACUCGCUCUUUGUGACCAAGUCCAUCUGCAGCCUGCAGACUGCCGACGGCAUCCGGGCACUGGUGGGGUGGAAACUCACAGAGAUAAAGUACAAUUAUAGGGACAAUAUGGAUCUUGUGGAAAUCAGAAUCCUCGCAGAUGAAGAAUUAGUGAAAACACUAAAGGAGAAAUUCAAUAUAACACUAGACAAGAAAUUUGUACCUGUCAAUACGAGCAGGUUAUCUCUGUUCUAACUCAGUGCCUGGAUUACAAUUGAAUUCAGUGGCAUUACAGGCAAUUCUUCCCUCUCUUUCUGACAAGCACCCAAAGGUUAAUCCUUCUCCUUCCAACUACACCCGUGUAAGGCAGAACAUACCAUCAUGACUGUGGAAAAUAAAUGGAUUUUCACAACUA